Molecule: messenger RNA, 7849 nt
Organism: Poecile atricapillus (Black-capped chickadee)
Lineage: Eukaryota; Metazoa; Chordata; Aves; Passeriformes; Paridae
Gene: PTPRQ
Product: protein tyrosine phosphatase receptor type Q
Exons: 45
Coding region: 1-6957 (2318 amino acids)
Biological process (GO): protein dephosphorylation
Molecular function (GO): protein binding; protein tyrosine phosphatase activity
Source: RefSeq, a predicted model, not a curated record
AUGGUUGCUCUGGAUGUUUUGCUUUUGUUUUUCAUUGGAACUGCAAAGAUACAGGCUGAUUUUUCCAAUACUAUUCCUGGAACAACAUACAGUGUCACAGUUUCUGCAGUUUCUUCCUCAGUCUAUAGUUCACCUGCAAGUAGAACAGUGACAACAAAUGUGACAAAUCCUGGGCCACCCAUGUUCCUUGCAGGUGAAAGAGUGGGUUCUGCUGGGAUUCUGCUGUCCUGGAACACACCGCUCUAUCCAAAUGGGAGAAUUCUCUCAUAUGUUGUCAAAUAUAAAGAAGUCUGCCCAUGGAUGCAAACAGGUUAUACACAGGUCACAACCAAGCCAGAUAGUUUGGAAGUUCUUCUCACCAGUCUUAACCCUGGAACAACUUAUGAAAUUAUGGUUGCUGCUGAGAACAGUGCUGGUGUUGGAGUGUUUAGUGAUCCUUUCCUUUUUCAGACUGCAGAAAGUGCUCCAGGUAAAGUAGUGAAUCUCACAGUUGAAGCCUUAAAUUCUUCAGCUGUAAAUCUGAUCUGGUUUCUCCCUCGGCAACCAAAUGGAAAGAUAACUAGUUUCAAGAUUAGUGUGAAACAUGCAAGAAGUGGAAUUGUGGUGAAAGAUGUCUUGGUUAAAGUGGAGGACCUUCUGUCUGGGAGGUUACCAGAAUGUAAUGAUAAGAGUGAAUCUUUUUUGUGGAGUACUACCACUCCUUCAACUACUUUUGGGAAACCCACAAUUCUUUCACAGACUACAGUGACACCAACUACAGAGGCACCAAGUCAAAUGAGCUCUGUUUGGAGUGAACCCAUCAGCUUUGUUGUAACUAACCUCAGGCCAUACACCACCUAUCUUUUUGAAGUCUCUGCAGUUACCACUGAAGCGGGCUACAUUGACAGCGCCAUUGUCCGGACACCAGAAUCAGUUCCAGAAGAUCCACCACAGAAUUUUGCCAAGAGCAACAUUACAGCAAAGUCUUUCUCAGUAAUGUGGGAUCCACCAACCAUAGUAACAGGAAAAUUUAGUUACAGAGUUGAGCUGUAUGGACCAUCUGGUCGUGUUCUGGAUAACAGUACAAAAGACCAUAGGUUUGUGUUUAGUAACCUCGUGCCGUUUACAACAUACGACGUGUACGUCAGUGCUGAGACAAGUGCUGGGCUGGGGCCAAAGACCAACCUUACAGUUUUCACUCCUGCAGAUGUCCCAGGUGCUGUAUCAGAUUUACAACUAGCAGAAGUGGAAGCCACAUAUAUAAAAAUUAUUUGGAGGAAGCCACAGCAACCAAAUGGAAUCAUUACCCAGUACAGAGUUAAAGUACACAUGCAGGAAACGCUCGUCACUCUGGAAAACACUAUUCUUGGAGAUAAAAAUAAGUAUCUGAUUGAUUCUUUGGAACCACAUGCAAUAAAUGAAAAUACCAAACCUUCUUCUCCCCUUUGGAAUUCAGUGGAAGCAGACAAUGAUUUAUAUGAAGGUUCAGCUGAAAUGUUUCCCAGUAUCCAGACAGCUUCCCCAGUAGUAUUUACAAGUGUAUCUGGUGAUAAUUUGCCUGAUAUAAAUGGAGCUGCAGAGCUGCAUUCUGCUUUGGCUAUUCCUCUCUAUUUACUCACAGAUAAUGAAUAUAACAUUGAUAUUUUGGCUGAAGAACUGUCCUAUAUUAUAAAGGGCCUCACACCUUUCACAGAUUACACAAUUAGUGUGUCUGCUUUCACGGCUGUUGGAGAGGGACCACCAGCAGUUCUUACAGCCAGGACACAGGAGCAAGUCCCAAGCUCAGUACGAAAUAUAUCUUACAAAAAUAUUAGCUCCUCCUCUGUCUUGCUGUAUUGGGAUCCUCCAGCAAAUCCCAAUGGGAAAAUCAUUCAUUACACUGUUUAUGCAAUGGAACUGGAUACAAAAAGAGCAUUUCAUGAAACUACUUCAAACAACAGCUUACUUAUGACAGGUUUAAGAAAGUACACGAAUUAUAAAAUGAGAGUCACAGCCUCUACUGCAGUUGGAGAAAGUGCUUUGUCUGAAGAGAAUGAUGUUUUUGUGCGAACCCCUGAGGAUGAACCAGACUCCCCACCUCAAAACUUAGAAUUAAUAAAUGUAACUGCAACAGAAAUAAAUCUGAGAUGGUUACCACCUGAGCAGCCUAAUGGUCUCAUAACUCACUAUGAAGUUCUGUACAGUGAUUCCAGUGAUUUUUUAAUGAAAAAUGCCUCAUCUACAAGUAUAUCACUAAGUGAAAUGAAGCCAUAUACUCUCUACAACAUCUCAGUAAGGGCAUUCACCAGACUUGGCUAUGGGAAUCAGUCAUCUUUUCCACUUCUGGUCAGAACUUCUGAAACUGUUCCUGAUUCUGCACCAGAAAACAUAACCUAUAGAAACAUCUCAUCAAUGGAAAUUGAAUUAUCAUUUUUUCCACCAUCCAUUCCCAAUGGAAUCAUACAGACCUACACAAUAUAUCUCACGAGGACUAAUGGGACUGAAGAAAGAGUUAUAAACACUACUCUUCUGACACUACGUAUUGCAGAUUUAAAUAAAUAUACAGAAUAUACUGUAGAAGUGUCUGCUAGUACCGCAGUGGGGGAGGGCAUCCGUAGUUCACCUCUGCAUAUACUAACUGAUGAAGAUGCUCCAAGUUCUCCUCCACAAGCCCUCACUGUAAAACAGUUGUUGGGUGUCACUGUGAAAUUGUCAUGGAAACCUCCGCUGGAGCCAAAUGGAAUUAUCCUCUAUUACACAGUUUAUGUCUGGAAUAAAAUGUCAAACAGGAGUGUAAAUGUAGCAGAAACAUCACUGGAAUUCACAGACCUAGAAUACAACUGUGAGUAUAGUGCUUACCUAACAGCAAGUACAAGAUUUGGAGAUGGCAACAUAAAAAGUGAUACCAUAAUAUUCAGAACUUCUGAAGGAGCACCAAGUGAUCCACCGAAAGAUGUUACAUACAGAAACCUUACUUCCACAUCAAUAAUGCUAUCCUGGUCUCCUCCUCAAAAGCCUAAUGGAAAUAUACUGUACUACUCAGUUUAUUUCAAAAACAAUUCAGGAAUAUUCAUACAGAAUUUCACAAGUUAUGGUAAUGACAGCAACAUCAGUGUGUCUCCAUUUGUAGUGCUGGAUGACUUGGCAAAAUACAGCCAUUAUACUUUGUGGUUAACUGCAAGCACAGCUUUUGGAGAUGGAAACAAAACCAGUGAAAAAAUAGAUGUGCAUACAGAUCAGGAUAUCCCAGAAGGUUUUGUUGAAAAUCUGGUCUAUCAAAACAUUUCCUCAUCUUCUGUAAAUGUAAGCUGGCUUCCACCAUCCCAGCCAAAUGGCUUAGUCUUCUUUCAUGUUUCUCUAAGUUUAAUGCAACUGGGAACCAGUAAGAUAUUAUCUUUCCUUACUUACAACACAAGCAUAAUUUUUGAUGAUCUGGAGAAAUAUACUGAUUACCUUCUGAAAAUCACACCAGCCACUGAUAAAGGAUCUUCUGAACGGCAUACUCUAAGUCUUCAUAUAAGAACUGAUGAAGAUGUCCCAGAAUCAGCGCCUGUAAUCAAAAAAUUUUCAAAUCUCUCAACUACCUCAGUUAUGCUUUCAUGGGACCCUCCUGUUAAGCCAAAUGGAAUUAUAAUACAUUAUGAUUUAAAUCUAUUUGGGCCAGAAAGGAAUAGCUCAUUCUCUAGCACCGAUAAGUUUAUUAUUUUGGAAGACCUUCUGCCAUUCACAUUGUACAGCAUUUAUGUAGUUGCCAGAACAGUAAAAGGACCUGGUCCACCUGCUGUGCUUCAGUUCUACACAGAUGAGUCAGUGCCAUUAGCUCCACCCCAGAAUUUGACCAUUAUCAACUACACCGCAGAUUCUGUGUGGCUAAAAUGGGAUCCAAGUCCCCAGUCAAACGGUGUUAUUAUGAGAUAUAAUUUUAAGAUUUAUCAAAACAACACUGAAAAACUAUUUUUUUGGAACAUUUCAGGUUCAAACCAUGAGACAAACCUCGUUGGAUUAGACCCAUACAGCCCCUAUUUUAUCAGUGUUUCUGCAUUUACCAAGCUUGGGAAUGGCAAUCAGUUCAGUAAUGCUGUCCAAUUUACAACAAUGGAAUCAGUGCCAGAUGCUGUACAGAACAUUGGUUGUAUUGCAAUGAAUUGGCAAUCGAUCCUAGUGCAGUGGGACCCUCCUGCUUCAGCCAACGGCAUAAUCACACAUUACAUCAUAGCAGUUGAAGGAAAUUCUACAAACCUUUCAUCUCAUGAUACACUGCAUACUUUUACAAAUCUGCUUUCCAAUGUUACUUAUCAAAUUAAAAUAAAAGCUGCAACAUCUGCUGGUGAUGGUGAAGAACAGAUAUGCAAUGCCACUACUCUUCCAGAAAAAGUUCCUAGUGCUCCCAGGGAUAUUGUUUUUUCCAACGUGCAGUCAACAAGUGUGACCUUGCAUUGGAGAUCACCAAAAUCUAUCCUUGGCUACUUUCAAAACUACAAGAUUACCACACAGCUACAAUCCAUCCACUGCAGUGACUGGGAAGCUAUGGAAUGUAUUGAACAUGAGAUGCAUCAGUAUUUAUAUGAAAAUGUCAUGUAUGACUGGAUAGAAGACACGGUGUAUGGACUGAAAAAAUACAGAUGGUACAGAUUUGCUGUUUCUGCCAGUACGAAUGUAGGUUAUGGCAGUUCUUCACCCUGGAUUUCAACUCAAACCCUUCCUGGCUCUCCAGAUGGUCCUCCAGAAAAUGUGACUGUUUUAGCUACAUCUCCUCACAGUGUUAAUGUCAGCUGGAGUGAACCUGCCAUCAUUACGGGACCGACGAGCUACCUCAUAGAUGUUACCUCAGUGGAUAAUGACAACUAUAAAGCUCAGUUUUUGAAGACAAAUGAGGAGGAUAAAUUCUUAGCAAUUUUUGAUUUGAAAGCAUUUACGAGGUAUUCUGUAGUGAUCAUUGCCUUCACAGGGGAUGUUAAUGCUGCACUCCUAGAAGGCAAGGCUAGUUCCCCAGUAAUUGUCUCCACUUUUGAAGCAGUGCCUGAAGACCCACCUAACAACAUAACUUUCCAGAAGAUACCAGAUGAAGUAACAAAAUUCCAAGUAACAUUUGUGCCACCAUCUGAACCAAAUGGAAAUAUUCAGGUGUAUCAAGCUAUGGUUUACAAUGAAGAUGACCCUGCUGCCAUCCAGAUCCACAACCUUAGUGUCAUUGAGAAAAAAGAUCAGUCAGUCACUGCCAUGAUAGAAGGACUAAAAGGAGGACAUACCUAUAAUGUCAGCGUGUAUGCAAUUAAUGGUGCUGGUGCAGGGCCAAAAAUUCAAUUGAAAAUAACCAUGGAUAUCAAAGAACCUCCAAGGCCCAAAAAGAAACCAGCACCAGUUUAUGAUACCAAUGGAGCAUUACUCGUCACAGCUACAACAAUUACAAUCAGGAUGCCAAUAUGUUAUUAUAGCGAUGAUCACGGCCCUAUCAAGAAGAUACAAGUUCUUGUUGCAGAAGCUGGAGCUCAGCAUGAUGGGAAUGUUACCAAGUGGUAUGAUGCCUACUUCAACAGACCAAGGCCAUAUUUUACAAAUGAAGGCUUUCCAAACCCACCAUGCAUAGAAGGAAAAGAAGAUCUGAGUGGGAAAGAAGAGAUAUAUGUCAUAGGUGCUGAUACUACAUGUCUGAUACCAGGCAGUCAAGACAAAAUAUGUAAUGGCCCACUGAAACCAAGAAAGCAGUACCUAUUUAAGUUCAGAGCAACAAACAUUAAAGGGCAGUUUACUGAUUCUGACUAUUCUGACCCUGUCAAAACAUUGGGUGAAGGAGUGACAGGAAGAUCUGUAGAAGUUGUCCUUGCUGUUACUUUGUGUAUAAUUUCAGCUGUUCUUUUGGUGGCUGCAGUAUAUGCUUUUGCAAGAAUUCGGCAAAAACAAAAAGAGGGAGGCACAUACUCCCCACGGGAUGCUGAAAUUAUAGACACUAAAUUCAAACUGGAUCAGCUGAUCACAGUGGCAGACCUGGAACUGAAGGAUGAGAGAUUUACACGGUUACUUAGUUAUAGAAAAUCUAUCAAGCCAAUAAGCAAGAAAUCCUUUUUACAACAUGUUGAAGAGCUUUGCACAAACAACAACCUAAAGUUUCAGGAAGAAUUUUCGGAGCUUCCCAAGUUUCUCGAGGACCUUGCUUCAACGGAUGCUGAUCUGCCUUGGAACAGGUCUAAGAAUCGUUUCCCAAACAUAAAGCCAUAUAAUAACAACAGAGUAAAGCUGAUGCCUGAUGCUGGUAUUCCUGGAUCUGACUACAUUAAUGCCAGCUAUGUGUCUGGCUAUUUAUGUCCAAACGAGUUUAUUGCAACUCAGGGACCAUUACCAGGAACAGUGGGUGAUUUCUGGAGAAUGGUGUGGGAGACAAGAGCUAAAACGCUUGUGAUGCUCACACAAUGUUUUGAAAAAGGACGUAUAAGAUGUCAUCAGUACUGGCCAGAAGAUAAUAAACCAGUGACUGUGUUUGGGGAUAUAGUGAUUACUAAAUUGAUGGAAGAUAUUCAAAUAGACUGGACCAUCAGAGAUCUAAAAAUUGAAAGGCAUGGAGACUGCAUGAUGGUACGGCAGUGUAACUUUACUUCUUGGCCAGAACAUGGAGUCCCUGAAACUACUGCACCAAUUAUCCAUUUUGUAAAACUUAUCCGUGCAAGUCGAGCACAUGAUAACACACCAAUGGUGGUUCACUGCAGUGCUGGUGUUGGAAGAACAGGUGUUUAUAUUGCACUUGACCAUUUAACUCAACAUGUAAAUGACCAUGAUUUUGUGGAUAUCUAUGGACUUGUAGCUGAGCUAAGAAGUGAAAGAAUGUGUAUGGUACAAAAUCUGGCACAAUAUAUAUUUUUACAUCAAUGUGUAUUGGAUCUCUUGACAACCAAGGGAAGUAGUCAGCCCUUGUGUUUUGUAAAUUAUUCAGCACUGCAAAAGAUGGACUCUCUGGAUGCCAUGGAAGGUGAUGUGGAGCUUGAAUGGGAAGAAACAACCAUGUAAAUACUAGGAGGAAAUACUACAGCAAAGCAGAUUUUGAAACUCAAAGUCAUAUUUUUCUAAGCACAGGGGCCAAAGUGAAUUCCCCUAUUUUGUCGAUUAAAAGAAACACAGAUGAUUGAGAAUCUUUUUUUCUAUCAAUGUGCCUUCAUAAAUAAGUGGAAGUAUCCUAUUCAGAACAUGGAGCAAUAAUGAUUUGGAGUACUUUUGCACAGACUGCACUUCUGGUGUUGUAUAAAUAGUGCAUUCAGAAUGUAUUUAAAGUGUAUUUGAACACAUUCCUUUUUUCCAAACUAUCUUUGUAAAAGAAAAAUGAGCCAAAUAGGAUGUAAAAAAUUCAUAUUUCCAUUGAACCUAUUUUGGUGUGAAUUUGCUGUGUUCUGUGUGUUUUGGUUUUAAGUAAAAGCUAAGGUUUCUUUACUCAUUCUUGAUAGAUUGGCUUCAAUGUUGUCAAUUCUUGCAGAUUAAUUGCAAGACCAUCAUAAUGAUCUUUACCAAAGUGUAUGUUCUUGUGUUUUGAAUAUUUUUUUAACAAGUGGUAGUACAUCAGCUUAUGAUCCUGAACAGCUGAAGAGUCACCUUCUGACAUGGGGAGGAUUAUUCAGCUUUUACACAGCACACAGUAGCUCUUCAGGGACACUUGGGGCUUUUUAAACUAUUUUAUAAUCAGCAGGUUGGGUUUUUUUUUAAAUACAUAAUGAUGAUUGCACAUGUUCAGAGCAGAAAAAAAAAGUGUUUUACAUUCCUGCUACUUUUUCAAGCAGAUAAAACAAAGUAAACCUAUAAAUCUAUUACCUGUUACAAUGAAUGGUAGAUUGACUUAUGUAAUAGAAUGUUUAGAAUUCAUUCACUUUUCUUGUAUAUAACACUAUUCAGCAUUUUGAAAAGUUGCUCA